Dendronephthya gigantea is the source of this 4469-nucleotide messenger RNA. RefSeq names its product neurogenic locus notch homolog protein 1-like. NCBI's taxonomy places the organism in Eukaryota, Metazoa, Cnidaria, Anthozoa, Malacalcyonacea, Nephtheidae. Gene Ontology annotation, molecular function: calcium ion binding. The record is from RefSeq and is a predicted model, not a curated record. The transcript is spliced from 34 exons. Gene Ontology annotation, cellular component: plasma membrane; protein-containing complex. Gene Ontology annotation, biological process: establishment or maintenance of epithelial cell apical/basal polarity; heterophilic cell-cell adhesion. The coding region runs from base 547 to 4131 and encodes 1194 amino acids.
GUGAACGGCAGCUACACAAGUGUUGGCGAUGAAACCUCUGUAAAUACUUUUCAUAACAGUUUGACAGCUGCUGUCAAUGGCAAGUCGAUUACAAAGACUGGAACGACUGGAACGUCGUCUCCCACAAGAGACGAUGGUUUAGACGAUGGUAAACAAGGUUAUCACAACGAAACAAGUAAAUUGGGAACUCAUGAUAGUGCAGGAUUGAGAAAUACAUCGAAAAAUUUGCAACUUGAUUCCAAUAAAGAAAAGGAGACUGCCCAUAUUCACAUUUAUACAGAAAAUCCUUGCCGUAAUGGUGCCACACUUACUUUCACCUUAUUUGGAACACGAUGUGUAUGCAAGCCUGGCUUUAAGGGAGAUCACUGUCAAGACACAGACCACUGCUAUGCCAAGCCUUGUAAAAACGAUGCGAUUUGUCGAGAUCAUAAAACAAGAUACGAAUGCCAUUGCAAGAAAGGUUACAAAGGUUUCAAAUGUGAAGCGAAAGAUAGAUGCUAUCCAAAUCCAUGUCGAAACGCGGGCAUCUGCCAUGAAAGAAAUGGAAUGGUUAACUGCAGUUGUCAACGUGGGUUCAAGGGUAUCAACUGUACAGAUGUGAAUAAAUGUGAAAUUAACCCGUGCAGAAAUGGAGGCACUUGCAUCCAGUUAGAAAAAAAUCAGUUCUUCUGCAAGUGUCUGCCUGAAUACAACGGAACGUUCUGUCGCAAGCGAAAUCGUUGUCUUGUACAUGUUAAUCCAUGCAGAAAUGGUGGAAUUUGUUCAACCGACGAGAAGAAACCUGUCUGUAGUUGUCGUGAAGGAUUUGUUUCCGAAUUUUGUCAAGAUCAUGUUUGCAAACCAAGUCCUUGUCUUCACGGAGGAGUUUGUAAGGCAAAAGCCAAAGGACAGACCUGGGAGUUUCAGUGUUCAUGUCCGAAAAGUUUCACCGGGAAAAUUUGUCAAGUCGCCAGUCCAUGCAUGAGUAAACCCUGUAUGCAUGGUCGAUGUAUUGACGCCACGAAUGAUCCACGCUACACGAGACUCACUGGUGGUUAUCUCUGCCUUUGCGAGAAGGGAUACACCGGGAAGAAUUGUAGAAAAAAGAUUUGCGACAGUUGCCAUAAAAAUGCCAAAUGUCAAGGCGGUCAUUGUGUAUGUAAACCUGGUUUUAUUGGAAACGGACUGACUUGUAAAUCAGUUUAUAAGACUGGUCCUUGUGCUCUCAAACCAUGCAGAAACAAUGGUGUUUGUGUGAAUAUGGAUGAAACCACAUACGACUGUCGAUGCUCUGCCAAAUAUACUGGACGGAACUGCGAGACUCGUUUGAAAUGUGUUCCCAAUCCUUGUAAACAUGGCGGUGUUUGUUUUGAAAGUGGCAAGACAUUCCGUUGUGUUUGCCAGAAAAAUUUCACUGGAAAAGAUUGCUCGAAACGCGUUGUUAUCAAAGAUCGAUGCUCACCCAACCCGUGUAAAUAUAAUGGGAAAUGCAGGACUUCAGAGGAUGGAACACGAGCAUUUUGCAAAUGUCCAACGUACAAAUUCAAGCCACCGUUUUGUGAUUGCGACUGUCCCAAGGCAAACCCAUUACGGCAGAGAAACAGCAUCAACUCUUUUUGUGACAAGAAAGGAGAUUGCAUCUGUCCACGAAGCAAAAUGUACUUGACUCCUUGGGGAUGUGUGCCUUCUGUAUUGAGUGAGUUGGACAACCCAUGCAGUGUGAAGCCGUGUAGAAAUAAUGGCACCUGCUUUAAUUUCAGUAUUUCUCCGCUCACACAAAAUGACCGCAGCUACCGUUGUCGUUGUGCAAUUGGUUUCACUGGCUCCCGUUGUGAGAUAAAGUUACCCGACCCGUGUUUACGUAAUCCGUGUAGAAACGGAGGUGUUUGUAAAGCAUCGAAAGGAGUCGCUGUCUGCCAUUGCAAGUCCGGCUACGUACGACCAUACUGUUUACGACCUCCCCCUGGCGUGAGCAAAUGCUACCCAAAUCCAUGUUUAUACGAUGGUGAAUGUUUUGAAAAAGAUGGCAGAUAUUCCUGCAAGUGUAAGAAACACUUCACUGGAACUCAUUGUCAAAUUUUUAUGGAUGAUUGCAAGGAUUGUAACUCAAAAUUUGCUCAUUGCUUCCGCGGAAAAUGUGUUUGUAAACCUGGCUACGUCGGAAAUGGGAAAGUUUGUGCACCAUCGUUAUCAGUAAAUCCAUGUCAAAACAGUGGUAUAAUUUUGCACACACCAGGCGGAUUUGAAUGCUUGUGCAAAAAGCAAUACAAAGGGAAACAUUGCGAAGCUAGAAAUUAUUGCUAUCCCAACCCGUGUGUAAACAGGGGAAAUUGUGUUGAGACGAAGCAUAGUUUCGUCUGCAAGUGCUUGAAAGGUUUCAAGGGUGCAACAUGUUCAGAAAAAGAUCCGUGUGCUCUGAAUAUUUGCAAACAUGGUGGUACAUGCAUUGAUGUUGGUGGAUCUAAAGUACAGUGCAGUUGUCCAAUAGGGUUCAAGGGGAACACCUGUGGAGAAAUUGAGUACUGUGAUCCUAAUCCCUGCCUUCACGGGGGGACAUGCAAGGAGAGCAACGGGAAGUUUGUUUGUGCAUGCGUGCAAGAUUGGAGAGGAUCUAUAUGUGAGAUUCCACAUCGUUGUCUUGUGAAUCCUUGUCGAAAUGGCGGUCAGUGUAUCGAAGGGCAAACAGCGACAAUGUGUAAAUGCAAGGAAGGCUUUUAUGGUACUUUUUGUCAAGACCACGUUUGUCUGCCUAAUCCUUGCUUCAACAAGGGAGAGUGUUCAGUGGUAGUUAAACCUGACAAAACCUGGACAUACAAAUGUCAAUGUCAGCCGACGUUCAAAGGCGAAAGAUGUCAGGUUCGCAAUCGUUGUGCUUUAAAUUUGUGCAAAAAUGGUGUCUGUAUCGACGAUUCCAGCAAAUACCACGUCGAUCUUCCUCUGAAUGGAUAUCUCUGUAUUUGCAAAGACGGUUUUAAAGGAGAGAAUUGCGACCGUAACGUUUGCGACAAUUGUCACAAGGAUGCCGUGUGCCUAUAUGGGCAAUGUAUUUGUAAGAAUGGUUUUGUCGGAAAUGGAAAGACCUGUAAAAAAUCGUCCGACAUUUGUUCGCCGAAUCCCUGCAAGAAUGGCGCUAAAUGUGUCCACGCUCCCAAAGAUUCUUUCGAUUGCGUUUGUGUCCGAGGAUUCACUGGACCACUGUGUGAGAGUGUUACCUUGUGUGAUCCUAAUCCUUGUAAGAAUGGGGCGACCUGUGUUGCAGCUGCUGGGAAGUACACGUGUAUUUGUCCACAGGGGAAGGCUGGACCCGACUGUGAGGAAAUCAAGAAGAUAAAAUGUACUCCUACAUUUUGUCAAUAUGGUGGAAUAUGUAAAGAACCCGAGGACCCUACUAAACCGCCAUUUUGUAUCUGCAAAACGCACAAAUUUGUUCCUCCUAACUGUGCCUGUGCUUGUGCGCCUGCAAACAAGAACGUCGAUUCCUCUGCGGUUGAUCCAGUUUGUGACGCAGAUGGAGACUGCGUUUGUGCAGAUGCAUCCAAGACGUUUGUAACAGGCACUGGCUGUACUGUAGGAAAGACCGACCCCUGUCUUAAUUUACUCUGUCAAAACGGUGGAACAAAAGAAAGAGCUGGCUCCACUUGCAUUUGUCGAUGUCCAACUGGCUACACAGGAGCAAGAUGCGAGACAAAAACAGGUCGCCAGUGCAUUCCUAACCCUUGCAAGAAUCAGGGAACGUGUGAGGAGAGUUUAGGACGAAUUAAAUGCAACUGUUUGCAAGGAUUCAGACAACCUUUCUGUGAACCCGAGACGAUAGCAAAUUUCAAACCGUGUGUACAGAAUCCUUGCAAGAACGGUGGACGAUGUCUGGCUUUGAAAAACGGUUACGACUGUCAGUGUUCUCCGCAAUAUACUGGGCCUCAUUGUGAAGUUGAUAAAUGUCUAAAAUGCCACAAAGACGCAUAUUGCAUCCAGGGCGUGUGCACGUGCAAGGAAAACUUCGUAGGGAAUGGAUAUAACUGCAUCGUUGAACUGGAGAAGUCAGACUCCUCUUGUUACAAAUGUCCUGUGAAUACUGUGUGUAAUUUGGGAGUUUGUGAAUGUCGUCAUGGUUAUGUCAUGCAAAAGAGAAACUGCAUUCCGAUAACAGUUUAAACUGGGUAGUAAUUUGUGAUCGAAUCGCGUACUCCGGUCAGUCCCAGAGCAAGUUCGAGUGUGUAUAAUAUACUGGGAGCCGUGCUGAGUGCAUGAAUUAUGAUGUCAUCCAUGUAAACCACUUCAAAAAAAGAUGAAUUUCUACUAACAAUCUUGCUGGUCUUGGCUGAACUGUAAUAAGAACACCGAGCAAUUUAACUCAUUAUACAAAUAAAACAAACUCACUUUAAAUCCGCCAAAAUAAUGUGGCUAAAAUAACAGUUAUUCAGUUCACAAUGUCAAGUGUUCUGCAAUAAAAUAAAUAAUUGUAAAAAUUAUUAAUGAUAUAAAGCAUAUGA